UAAGGGUUCGCCCGAACUGUGACACAAAUCCAUUCCUGUUUCAACAGAUUAUUUCCUCAGUCUGUAAUAUCUCGGAAUCAGCAUUCAUAGAAGUUAGAGAAACUUUACAGUGACAGAACUGACAUUGAAGAUGGCAUAACUGGUGAAACACUUCGUUGAAGAGAUCGCCUAUAAAGUAUCACCCACAUAUAAUAUUUGCCGUGACUGUUUACUAUGAAGUGCUAAUAAAUGGAGUACGUAUUGGUAUUAUUGCUGUUGUUGUGCAUGUUUUUCGUUGCACAAUCAAAGUCUAMAGGUCUUGACUGCGCAGCGCUGGUCGAUGGACGGGACCCGAGAGCAAAAGUACCGUGUUUGCUAAGCAGUCCGAACGCAACGACUUGUGCAGGGAUUGGGUGCUGUUGGGAUUCGCGUCCUUCAAGCAAGUUGAAGUGCUUUACUGUGGGGGGGAACACAUGCCACAUCAAUCCAGUACCGUCAUGCAUGAAAAUUAUAAACACCACACUGCCGGAUCAUCGAGUGACCCCCCGGUUCAUUGACAACAAGCUUGGCAUUCCUAUAACAGAGGUAUUUUUAAGAGAAAUGAUUAACAUCAUUAACCAAUAUGCCAACGAUGACAAGGCUUGUCAAAAGAUUUUGUUGACAAUGGUUUGUCACUACACCGUACCCCCCUGUAAGUCUGAUGGCAGCGCUCGUACUUUCUGUCAAGAAGACUGUAUAGCGAUAUUCAAGCGCUGUAAAGAUUCGCUGAAUCAGGCGCUGGGAGCUGCGAAAUACAUCUCAAAAUCGAAGGGAAUCGACUUCACUCAUGUAAACUUCCCAAACUGUUCGCACUACAAACCAAGUACAGCUUACAACAUGAACUCCAAUGAUUCGUGUAUUAGGACUGGACUUUUCAAUAUCAGUGAACCAGAGAAGAAGACAGACCUUUUACCAAUCAUCCUACCAAUCUUCUUCGUUUUUAUCAUCGUCAUAUUUUUGGUAGCGGUUUUCUUCGUUAUUCGCCACAGAAGAAAGCAAAGAAGAGCAAUGCAGAACAGCAAACUGAUGCUGAGUGAUGGAGCUCUGACAAUGAGAGAAAAGCUGAGAGCUGAUUCAUUGAAGAGUAUGGAUUUGCUACGUUUGUACGAUCCAUCUAAGAUGAAACACUUUGCUUUGGAUAAUGUGGAGUACAUAAAAGAUCUUGGGGAGGGCCAUUUUGGGAAGGUUUUUCAAGGUCGYGCGGUUGGUAUUGUCGACGGUCAACCCAAGAAAGAAGUCAUGGUAGCGGUGAAGGCYUUAAAAGAAGGCUCCAGUAAAGAAAUGAAGACAGAAUUCUUCCAAGAAGUUGCAUUGAUGUCUAUUUUUGAUCAUCCUAAUAUUGUUUCACUGAUCGCCGUCUCGACAGAGGAGGAACCUUAUGGRAUGAUCUUUGAGUACAUGAACGAAGGAGAUUUAAAUCAUUACCUACGUAAUGCCCAAYCAGCAGAAACAUCUGUACAGUCGCACGACUCUAAAGUUUAUUUAACACAAGAAGACCUUAUAACAAUUUCGGAGCAAAUAGCAGCGGGGAUGGAAGAAGUCGCUAAACUCAAAUUCAUUCAUCGWGAYUUGGCCACAAGAAAUUGCCUUGUCGGACCUCAACUAGUUGUCAAGAUUGCUGAUUUUGGGAUGUCUCGAGAUAUCUACCAAUCGAAUUAUUACAAGAUGAGCCGUGAAACGCUUCUCCCUAUACGAUGGUUGGCCCCCGAGGCUUUCCUAUACGGCAAAUUUACGAUUAUGUCCGAUGUGUACUCGUACGGCGUUGUACUGUGGGAGAUUUAUACAUUUGGAUUGCAGCCGUACUAUGGUUACAGCAAUACAGAAGUGACGGACUUUAUUAAGAAGGGCAUUCACCUCGGUAAACCGGACAUCUGCCCGGAUUUUAUGUACAGCAUUAUGAAAGAUUGCUGGGCUAAAGAACCUACAGAUCGACCGGACUUUGCUCUUAUUCAGCAACGUCUUCGGGAUCCAUAUGGAGAUUACGAUGUACCAAAAUCGACCUCUGAUACUGACUUAAUGGAUGGGAAAACAGUCGAACCUCGACCCGAAAGCGGUAGCCAAGAUUUUGGUGAUUACGAUGUACCAAAAAGCAACGAAGAGCAUAGUUCGUAUGAUAUUCCACGAAGUCCAGGAGAUGUUGACCUAUCGCAGAACUACGACAUUCCAAAGUCCCCAGUCCAAGAAAAACAGGAACCGGAACCGGAACGUGCAGAGGAAGUCCACGAAGAAAGAAGAAAACCUGAUGAUGAAGUGGAUGUUGGUGAUUCACGAGCAGGAAGAAAGAAAGCUCCUUUGUAUAAAGCACAGCCCUCGAUUGAGGUCUGACUGGAUUUUCCACCAGAUUUUCCACCAGAUUUUCCACCAGAUUUUCACCAGAUUUCCCACCAGGUUUUCCAGUGGGUUCUCCACCAUUCUACAUAAAGAUUCCAGUUAUGCAAGCUAACCACUCUAGUUAACGUACAUCAGCUUAUUUUUUCAAAGUCUUUUUUUUUAAUUCUUUUAUUUUUACUUUUGUGAAGUUCUUUCUCAACUCUAUAUUGUCGAGAUACGUCCAAUUCUUAUCUUAUGUCAUAAAGACGCUUGCAUACUGUAAUAAUAAUAAUUCAUGCAUGCAGGGGGAGAGCUCACAACAAAUAUAGGUUAAUGUCUUUUAAUGUUGGUAUCUCCUCUGAAUCUGGAUGUACUAAUGAUAAAUAUCAAUAUCCUUCAGGCAAAUCCUUACCCAGGACAUACAUACAAAAUCUAUGGAUACAUACAAAAUCUAUGGAUUCGAUAAGUUUAUCCACCUUUUCGUACAACCGGACUCGGAAUUUGAACUUUUAAAGUUAUAUAAUCACUAGUAUUUUGACUUUUGAGGAGAAAUUUCUCUCACCGGCCGUGAAGUUCAUUAGGUAGUGGCGAAGUUGUUGUACGUCCUUCAUAUAUUUCAUACAAUUUUGUUUUAUUUAUUUCCCUAAAAAGAAAUUACCAAAAAACUUACUUCAAAAUUCUCUUUUUUGAGAGGGUAUAAGCCAGGCAUGAUYGCCUCUAUCUAGUAAGAGCUUCACGGUUGACAAAGCUUCCUAAAGAGGCUGUAUUUUUAGAAGACGAAUACUGCACAAAUUAGUUUUAGGUUAAUGGGUGGGUAAGGGUAUAAAUAUUAAUAUCGAGAGAUAUUUAGUGUUAAUGUUAUAUUUUUAUUUUUUUCUAGUGAGUAAUCUCACUUAACAAGCGACGCGAGACAGAAGUGUCGCCGAAAUACACCGUGAUCAGGUCGGUUGUACGAAGGGGGAGGGGGGGUGAGGGAUAGCGACAUCCAACUACCGGGUAAAUUCUUAUCCGGCGAAUAAAAUCCAUACAUAAUCUAGAGUGGAUAAAUCCCGCUAGAUAACAAUAUCCCCCCCCCUUCGUACAGCCCCUGUGUCAGAAGUCAUAAUUCCUUUAUUCUGAUUGKCUUCCUAUCGGGCUGUAUUCAAUUUAAGAAAUACAGCGAGUUUUGGUUUUUCAUCAAAAAUCUAGUAUUUUUACUCAUUUYCUACUCUUUGUAUAUCACUUUUUUUAACUUUCGUAAAAUAAAUACAACUUGAUAUCUA
Molecule: messenger RNA, 3590 nt
Organism: Exaiptasia diaphana
Lineage: Eukaryota; Metazoa; Cnidaria; Anthozoa; Actiniaria; Aiptasiidae
Product: muscle, skeletal receptor tyrosine-protein kinase
Exons: 10
Coding region: 229-2343 (704 amino acids)
Biological process (GO): positive regulation of kinase activity; protein phosphorylation; multicellular organism development
Cellular component (GO): signaling receptor complex
Molecular function (GO): ATP binding; protein binding; transmembrane receptor protein tyrosine kinase activity
Source: RefSeq, a predicted model, not a curated record